AUGAAAAAAAAUCAAAUAUUAUUUUUAAUAAUAAAUAAGCUUGAUAUAUAAUUUUUGGUAAUAAAUAACAUAACUUGUUUAGAAAGGAAUUAAGAAUAAAUGUAGUUUGAAGUAACAUAGUAACAUUAGCCAAGCACACUGAAAGAGAAGAUUACUUCUGAAUAUAUUUAGGACUGCUUUUAUGAGGAUAUUAGUAUGGAUAAUAAGAAAAAAACAUUUACUGAAUAUUUGCAAUAAUUUAGUAUAGUAUAUAAUAUUAAAAUGGAUGGAACAAUAGUGAUGAAGUUUUAAUUAGCUUAAGGAGAUAUAGAAGUAGAGCUAUUUUAGCAAGCAAGUAUGCAUUAUCAUACAGAAGAUUACGGUGUUUCAGAAACACCUUAUAUUGAAGAAGAUUAAUUUAUGGGACAUGUUGAAAAGCUUGAAUAUUUAGUUUUUUAGAUAGAAGCAAGAGAAAAAGAAUUUAAGGAAUCUGAUUUAGAUACACUCGCGUUUAUAGCAAAUUUGUUUAAUCACACAUUCGGUGGUCCAAGGUUAGUUGUUAAGCAGAUAAAAGAUGAGUAAAAUAACUCAGCUAAAAGAUUUAUGUUUUGGAUAAAUGGUCACUAUCUAAUAAAUAAAGAAGGAGAGCUUUCAAAAAUUGAGUUCUACGAAAUAAUUUAAGAAAUAUAAUUUAUGACUUUUGUUUAGAGGAUGACUAAAUCACUUUUUUAAAGCUUAGAAAAUGACUAAAUAAAAACUACAAAAGACUAUACAAUCGAUGAUUUGAUCAUUAAAAAUUUUGAAUUUUUUAAAAAGGAAUACAAAUUAAACUAGAAAAAAAAAAGUUAGAAAGUUGAAGAAUUUUAGGCUUUUUUAGAAGAGUAAUUUUGUCUUGAAUAAUUUUGA
Messenger RNA from Tetrahymena thermophila SB210, 885 nucleotides. RefSeq lists its product as hypothetical. NCBI's taxonomy places the organism in Eukaryota, Ciliophora, Oligohymenophorea, Hymenostomatida, Tetrahymenidae. The transcript is spliced from 2 exons. The record is from RefSeq and is a predicted model, not a curated record.